AUGACCAGAUCUGCCCGUAUCCUCGGUUGCAUGGUUUUCAUCUUGGGGCUUAUCUUAUGUCCAGCGGAUUCGAAAAAGAAUCGGGGUUCCCAAGGCGCCAUCCCUCACCCUGACAAGAGCAACCCAAACGAAUCGGAGCAGCAGCCUCAACCACCACAAGCUGGCUCUGGCUCCAGAGGACGAAGCAAGGGCUCCGCCGCAUCGGCUGAGGAGGUGCUGGAGUCCAGCCAGGAGGCUUUGCACGUCACGGAACGUCGCUACCUCAAACGCGACUGGUGCAAGACUCAGCCGCUUAAGCAAACAAUUCACGAGGAAGGAUGCAUCAGUAGAACCAUAAUUAAUAGGUUCUGUUAUGGACAGUGCAAUUCAUUUUACAUCCCCAGACAUGUACGCAGGGAAGAGGGCGCAUUCCAAUCCUGCUCAUUCUGCAAGCCGAAACGAUUUACUACCAUGACUUUUACUUUGAACUGUCCGGAUCAACAGCCGCCCACCAAGAAAAAACGAGUUCAGCGCGUGAAGCAGUGUCGCUGUAUUUCCAUAGACUUGGACUAA
This is a messenger RNA of Chanos chanos (milkfish), 552 nucleotides long. It is a transcript of the gene grem1b, whose product is annotated as gremlin 1b. Gene Ontology annotation, molecular function: receptor ligand activity; BMP binding. Bases 1 to 552 code for a protein of 183 amino acids. NCBI's taxonomy places the organism in Eukaryota, Metazoa, Chordata, Actinopteri, Gonorynchiformes, Chanidae. The record is from RefSeq and is a predicted model, not a curated record. Gene Ontology annotation, biological process: animal organ morphogenesis. The transcript has a single exon.